GAGAUUCCGCCAUUUGUCCAGCGUCGUCAUUGGAUUUACUUUUGGUUUUAUUUCAUAUUAUUCUUGCACAUUAUUCAGAGAAUGCUCUCGUCGGCUCCUGCGUCGGUCUUGGGGGAGGCAUCGCGCCCGGUCGCUCCUAUCCGUCCCUACACGUCCGAGGACGUCAUGACCCUCGAAAACACCUAUGGCGCUCACAAUUAUCAUCCCAUUCCCAUCGUCUUUAGUGAGGGCAAGGGCGCUCAUGUAUGGGACCCAGAGGGGCGCAAGUACCUCGAUUUCUUGUCGGCGUAUUCCGCUGUGAACCAAGGGCAUUGUCAUCCAAAGAUUGUCGGCGCUCUCGUCGAGCAGGCUCAAAAGUUGACCUUGUCCUCACGCGCGUUUUACAAUGAUGUCUUUGGGAGGUUUGCCAAAUACAUUACAGAGUACUUUGGCUACGAUAUGGUCCUCCCGAUGAACACAGGCGCUGAAGGUGUCGAGACUGCGCUCAAGCUCGCGCGUAAAUGGGGUUACCUAAAGAAGGGAAUCCCAGAAGGGAAGGCCUUUAUCCUAUCUUGCACGGGCAAUUUCCACGGACGAACUCUAGGUGUCAUUUCCAUGUCCACCGAUCGAGACGCCACAAAGGACUUUGGUCCCUUUGUCCCAAACAUCAGCUGCACUACACCAACAGGCAUCACAGUCCGCUACAACAACCUUGACGACCUCGAACGGGCUCUGGAAUCAUACGGACAAUACACGGCCGCAUUCCUUGUUGAGCCAAUCCAAGGUGAAGCCGGGAUCUUUGUCCCAGACGAGGGAUAUCUGUCCAAGGCCCACGCACUCUGCAAAAAGUACAAUGUCCUUUUCAUUGCCGAUGAAAUCCAGACUGGACUCGCAAGAACGGGGAAACUCCUCGCGAUCGAUUAUGAGGACAUCAAGGCUGAUAUCCUUAUCCUCGGCAAAGCACUCUCGGGAGGUGUUUAUCCCGUCAGCUGCGUCCUCGCCUCUCAAGAGAUCAUGCUCUGCAUCCAACCAGGUGAACAUGGUUCCACAUAUGGUGGGAACCCGCUUGGUUCGGCAGUCGCUAUGGCAGCUCUUCAAGUCAUCAAGGAAGAGCGCCUCGCGGAACGCGCUUACGAUCUCGGCGUCAAAUUCCGCGCAGCGCUCUCCAACCUCAACAGCCCACUCAUCUCGACCGUCCGCGGUCGAGGUCUCCUAAAUGCUAUCGUGAUUGAUGAAUCCAAGUUUGACAAAACAGCAUGGCACAUCUGCCUCCUUUUGAAACAGUACGGCCUCCUUGCCAAACCGACACACCAAAACAUUAUUCGGUUGGCGCCGCCGUUGUGCAUCACCGAGGAGGAGUUGAUGGAAGGGGUGGAGAUCAUUGGACGGGCGCUGAAAGAGGUGACGAGCCUACGAGUCGAGGACAUUCCAGGUUGGGAUUUGUGAUUCGUUGGUGGAUGGGUGGGUAGGUUCAUCGGAAUGUAGUGUGUGCGUAUUUUUUAAUUACAUCACAUCAUGUUUUCUCUAUUCAACUUCGUAAAUUAUCUGAUAGAAAGAGCGAGAAAAGCAUCUGCAUGGUGGUUUGUAGUGAAUAGCCAAAGCCACUUUAUUUGAUGCAAAAUGUACAAAAAAAAAUAGAAAAUGAAAAGCAAUGCUACAGAUCACAUCCCAUUAAUGUCUGAC
Molecule: messenger RNA, 1662 nt
Organism: Spizellomyces punctatus DAOM BR117
Lineage: Eukaryota; Fungi; Chytridiomycota; Chytridiomycetes; Spizellomycetales; Spizellomycetaceae
Product: ornithine-oxo-acid transaminase
Exons: 3
Coding region: 82-1425 (447 amino acids)
Cellular component (GO): cytoplasm
Molecular function (GO): L-ornithine transaminase activity; identical protein binding; pyridoxal phosphate binding
Source: RefSeq, a predicted model, not a curated record